Molecule: messenger RNA, 1847 nt
Organism: Megachile rotundata (alfalfa leafcutting bee)
Lineage: Eukaryota; Metazoa; Arthropoda; Insecta; Hymenoptera; Megachilidae
Source: RefSeq, a predicted model, not a curated record
AAGUUAGAGUAAUAUUCAACAUCAUUUUUUUAAUUCAACUCGUCAAAAAUAUAUUCAAAAUUUACAUAUAAAUUAACCAGUUAAUUUAUUCUUUUAUAACUAUGUUUCAUUGUCAUUAUGUUACAUAUACAUAAAAAUGCCUCGACCUUCGUUAAAUUCAUCUAAAACCGGACUUGUUGGCGAAAGUCGUAAAGCAUCAAACAAAUCGUUUAAAUUUAAAAAGUCAAUAUCUACGGCAAGUGGCAAAUGUAAUUCAAAAAGUCCAGACCGAUUAGUGGGAGGAGCAGAUGCCCCCGUAGAAACUGAAGAUGCAACAGAAGAAGUUACACAGGAAACUUUACACGAAGCUACACAGGAAACUGUACAGGAAACCGUUCACGAAACCGUUCAUGAAACAACUACCUCGACAGAACAAAAUGGACAAAUUACAUUUCCAAGUGGACCAUGCUGCUCUUGCCUUGGACAAGAACCAGGAUCAACUGGAGACAAGAAGGUGGAUGAAAUGAUCGACUAUGUGCACCAAAAUUUACAAGAAGCUGGUAAAGCAUUGGCCACCUUAAGCGAGAAUUUUGAGCACGAAACAAAGUUGAUGUUCGUCGAUAUACUGGGCAAAAUACAGCAGUGGACUAGUCUAGUACAGAACAAGUUGGACCUUUGUAAAGCGGAUAUUGAAGCUUUGCGUAAAGAACUAAUGGCACGAGCUUGUGAAAUUGCCAAUCUCAGAAAAUUAUUGGCAGAAUGCAGGGAGCGUGAAGCAGCUCAAAAGCAAGUUACUCAUACAGUUGCACAAGAAGAAGUUACGCACACACCGGAAGCACUGAAAACGGAAACAGUUCAUGAACCAGUGCACGAACCGAAAGAAGUAGAACAAGUAGUAGAGAAAGAAGAGGUUAAAGAAAAGGUUGAGGAGAAAGAGGUUGAAGAAAAGGCUGAUACGAAAAUAGAAAUUGUUUGUACAGACGCAGCUAUUCAGUCGAUCAUGAAAGACAAAGAUAGAAUGAGACGUGAAAUGGAGCUGGAAGCUGAAAUAGAUAGGCUUCGCAAGGAGAACGAGCGUAUCAUAAAAGAACGUGCGGAAUAUGAAAACGCGAUACAAAGAGCAUUAUUGAGAGGUGUUUCUUCUUUGAAUGUCGAAGCACUGAGAGUUCUACGUUGUCCACCGAUUCCAUGUUGCAGUCCAUGUGCACCUUGUCCUGCCACUGCUAUGAAACCAUCGGUUUGCAAGAAGGACAGUCGGUCUACGUCCAAAGGUCACGGCAUGCAACGUAGUUGUAACAGAAAAAAUGGUGCUCAGGAAGUUUGUUCUCACACUAUAAAGCGACCUUGCGACAGUCCUUGCUGCUUCUCUAAAAACCGGAAAUCUGUAUCUAAUAAUAGUAUGAUCUUACUUCUUCAUCGGGAUGACACGGAGAAUAUUUGUAGUACGAAGAGCACCGUGCCACCAGUUUGUGGAUCACCAAUGAUGAAGAAAAUCGAAAUACCACCGUGUCCUAGAUUCAUUUGAUAAUUAUAAGAUUCAUUCCUUGUUACAUAUUGAUAGCAAACUUCGAUUAUGUUAUUUUCAGACAGAUCUAUUGUAUUUAAUUUAUGGUUAAAAUUUAAAUUCUUUUGUACUGUAUGUCAUCGUAAGCGCUAACUAAACUUUGAGGCCUAUAUUUUAUUCAGAAUUUUCCAAAGAAUUAAUCUGCGUAAAAAAUAAUAUAGCGAACUUGUAAAUAAUUUUCAGGCGAUGAUGUAAGAGUACAUUCUCAUGGAAUUUGUUAUCGUUAUGAAAAAUCGAUUUGAACGCGCGUGAAUAUGACGGUAUGAAUUUUCAUACAAUCGCUAAUAAACAUGAUUAUUCGUCA